Eupeodes corollae is the source of this 5736-nucleotide messenger RNA. It is a transcript of the gene Mondo, whose product is annotated as transcription factor SPT20 homolog. The transcript is spliced from 14 exons. The record is from RefSeq and is a predicted model, not a curated record. Gene Ontology annotation, biological process: regulation of transcription by RNA polymerase II. Gene Ontology annotation, cellular component: nucleus. The coding region runs from base 1351 to 5022 and encodes 1223 amino acids. Gene Ontology annotation, molecular function: protein dimerization activity; DNA-binding transcription factor activity, RNA polymerase II-specific; RNA polymerase II cis-regulatory region sequence-specific DNA binding. NCBI's taxonomy places the organism in Eukaryota, Metazoa, Arthropoda, Insecta, Diptera, Syrphidae.
AACAACUUUGCAAUUUUUAUUUUUAUUUAUAUAAAACCCAUUUGUUUCUAUUCAAAAAUAAAUCUUAAAAUUGUACAAAAUAAUUAUUGAAUUCUUGUAUCCUUUUCAUCCGAAAUAAUAUCAUUUAUAAUGUUUGUGGAAUUGUUUAAAAUGUGUUUUAAAAGAAGUGGAAAAACAAUCAAAACAUUCGACCUGAAUGACAUUUCUCUAGAUAUCUUCUAGCUAAAGCUACCAACAAGGCAGCAAUCAGUAGCAACUAGCGACCAACAACCUAACGCCAGUCAAGUAAUAGGUUAAUUUUGUUAUUGCUUCUCCGUUUCGCUUUAGAGUAUCUGAUCCGCUCCGCCUGUUAAACGCGUAAACGAGUAUAACAUCUAGUAGACUACAUCUCUUCAAAACAACUCACUCCAACCUCAUAAGUUCAUAACAUUAGAAUUUAUUAAUCAUCUUAUAAAUGAACAACAAAUUCCAUAACUCCAUGCUCAGCUGUUUAUCCGCCGUGGCGUUUCGUUUGUCAUCGUUGUCGCUGUCGUUUUCAUCGCCGCCGCCGUCGUACAAAUCGAAGCCAACCACUUCAUCGUUAUCUUCGCAGUCUUAUGGUACAACGACGACGACAACGACGGUGUCAGCAGAAUCGAGGACGUUCCUUUUCGUAUUGUAGUCAAUUCGACGGACGACGACGGACAACAAUCACGACGUAAUUUUUGUGUGUAGCUUUUUAUUUCUCAAAUAUAUUUCGAGAGAGAUAUUCAUUUUUAUAAAACUACCCCAUCGAGUUGGUCAACAACUCUGGAAAACAAGUGUAGCGAGGUUAGAGCUAGAGGCCUAGCAGAAGUAGAAGCAGAAGCAGACGACGACGGGCAACAAGUGUAAUAAAAUUAAUUAAAAGAAAUCUUCCGAGAAAAAAACGUGCGUUUUGGAAAUAAAAGUCAUCUACAAAUCCAUAAAGUGUUUGUUUAAUUAUUGAGAUUUUUCUAUGCAAAAAUAGAUUAAUCAAGUUUUUCUUGUUACAAAAUAAAAUUAAAAGAAAAAGAAUUAAGAAAAAAAAAUGUAGUGCGCCCUAAAAAUAACAAAAUGUGCAAAAAUAAUAAAUAAUCGAUUUGUCUGCUCGAGUGGUGUGAAAAUAAAAUAAAAGAGAAUUAUUGUGUUAUUUGUAGUGCCAUUAUUGCUCAACCUAAAUAAUUAAUAAAUUAAGUUAAAAUUCUUGUUAUUUAAUAGAUUUCAAAAUAAAAAUAAAAACAAAACCAACCAAAGAUACCUACAACAAGUUUGCAAUAAAACUGGCAAUCGUAAAAAAUAAAAUAAUUGUGUAUGCAAAAGAGUGGCAGUUGAAAAAAAUAUAAAACAAUAAUGAUAACUAUGUCGAAUCCUUAUGAUAUGUAUCAACGCCAGCAACAGCAGCAGCAGCAACAACAACAUCAACAGCAAAGUCAUUCAACUUCUCCAACAUUAAUUAUAUCUUCUGAAUCUUUACCCAUUGGCGGUUGUUCAGGGGCUAGUUUCAGUGGUGCUGGAGGUGGAGGUGGCGGCAGUGGCAAUGGAAGUGGUGGAGAAUCUCCAAUUGGUGCUGGCAAAGAAACAAUUCAUUCUGGCCAAUUUAUGGUAUCGCAUUUUGAGGCCGAAGAAGCUCAAGAUGAUGAUGAUAGUGAAAUAAAAAUGCUCGAUCCAGAGGAUCCGACAUUAUCAAAACCGGAUGAACCAAGCGAAUGCACUCAAGUGCAACUUUAUGUACCGAUCAAGGUCAAGGAGCAUGGUUCAAUGAGUUUGAUUGCAUCGCAUUUAGAAAUAGAAACAUCUCUAACAAAACUCUUCAAGUGUAUGAAUUUAGCAUACAGUCAAAAACUAACAUCGCCAAAAUGGAAUCACUUCAAGGGAGUUCGAUUGCGGUGGAAAGACAAGAUACGGUUGAACAAUGUUAUUUGGAGAUGUUGGCAUAUGCAAUUUAUAUUAAAAAGAAAAACCCCAGUGUGCCAAUUUGCUUCACCCUUGGAUGCAGAUAUUCACAGCAAUCCACAGAGUGUUGUUCUUGAAGGAAAAUACUGGAAGAGGCAAUUAACUGUCAUCAAAGCAGAAUACAGGAAAUGGAGACGUAAUUUCAAGUCAAAUAAUUCUGGGUGUUUGAUUUACGACACGAAAAGUGAAUUAGAUCUUUUUGAAUGGUCCCCAAUGCUAACUGAAGACUGGACUACUGAUACAUUAUUUUCUGCUAUAAAUGUUCCAUUUCCCUUCCCAGAUCCACGAGAAAUAGCUAGAGGAGCAGGAAAUGCAGAUUUUAUACAGCCUAGCUUAGGACCAUUGCAGCCAAAUUUAGAUGACCUCGAUUUAACAUUUGAAGGUAGGCUACAUCCGCACUUAGCUGAUUUCAACGUUCAAACUAACAAGUUUUUGUUUGAAUCAGAACUUUUGCAGAAUACACGUCUUCCAUCUGUUCCCGAAGAGGGAAACGACGAUAUGUUAAAAGCUGUAGAAUACGCUGGCUUUUCAGCAAUCAUGGGUCCAGAUCAAAUGGAUUCUAGUGACAUGAUGGAUGUUACGAAUCAAAAUCAAUCAAUGUCCAAUGGAGACGACUCAGCCAUGAUGGAAUUGAAUACACCUUUAAAUAACAUGCAAUACUCUGAAUUAGAAAGACAAUUUCAAAAUAAUUUAGGCAGUCAAACUGAUCUAAGUAGCGCUAUUAUGACCCUGAAUAAUAAUAACAACAACAAUCAGCAACAACAACAACAACAACAGCAGCAGUCAGUGGAUUCAGAUUUUAAUACCUCUCCUAAGCGCCAAUCGAUUAAAACAUUUCCAAUUUCAAUGGAAAACUCCGGUAAUCAAAUGCAGGGAUUCUCAGCUAAAAGUGUUAUCAAAGGACGAGUUUCCAAAACUACACAACGACCAUUUAGACGAGAACCUCAUAAUUAUGAUAAAGCCCAACCAACCCUCCAUCAAACUGAGAUCUAUCAACAAAUGCUUGCCGAAAGUCAACAACAACAACAACAGCAUCUUCAACAAUCUUUAGCUCUUCAAAUUCAAGCACAACAACAACAACAACAAUCAGCAUCAAAUCAAUCUAAUAUGCAACAACUUUCACAGCAGCAGCAACAACAAUUCCCUACAGUUAUGUUAAACAACAAUAAUGGCAAUAAUUUUUCGAUGAAUCAAUCCCAAAACUUGCUCAAUAUACCUCAAAAUUCGAAUAUCAAAUCAUAUCCGGCAGUCGCGCAAAAGGCUAGCCUUUUGCCAAAUGUAAAAAUCGAACCUCCACCACAACCACCAUCAAAUACAGUUUUAUCAAUGUACACUUUAAAUACUAAUCCAACAGGUGAUUUAGGCUUCCAUCGUUCACUUGGCAAUCGCUCACAACAAAUAGCCCCACAGCCUAGUAUCUCAUUACCUUUACCAUCGUUUAAACCAUAUCCCAAUGUACAAAGUUUUCCUAAGUCGGCAUCAACUGGUAAUUAUAUAAAUGUUCGAGCUGCAAUGGGAGGAAAUGUACCUGGUUCCCAUAUGAAUACAAUGCUGCAGGAUCAUGUGCAACAACAGCAGCAUCAACAACAACAACAGCAGCAGCAUCAACAACAACAGCAGCAUCAACAACAACAACAGCAGCAACAACGUGUUCAACAACAACACCAACAACAGCAUAUUCAUUCUCAGUCCUUGCCGAUUCCUCUUCGUCAGCAUCAACUACUUUUACCCCUUAAUUCUUCUUCAUCAUCAUCUUCUAGUCAGCAGCAGCAACAGCAACAGCAGCAGCAGCAACAACAACACCAACAACAACACCAACAACAAGAACAACCGAUUCUUACUAAAGAAAUCUUCCGCUCCAAUAGUCUGCCUCUUAAUUCGUCACUGCAAAAGCUCGAAUCACGAAUUGAGCAUUUCGUUGUGCCCAAGUACCAAGCGAAGAGUAAUAAAUCUCGCUCUCGCAGCAACUCCAUACACCAUCAAAGUUCUCCAACUAUGAUCAGUGGUGGUGUAACAAGUGGAUCGAGUUUGCAAGUACCCCGGCUGCAAACGGCAACUAGUGAUCCAAUGUUGAAUUCAACGUUAGCACAGCUCCUAACAGCCCCUAGUCAACCACCGGCAAGCAGUUUAAGUUCGAGCAGUAGUUAUGUGCCAUCAGUAAGUGAUAUACGAGUGUCUUCCCAGCAACAACAACAACAUCAUCAGCAUGGAUUGCAUCAAUCAAUGCCCAAGCCUAUAUCUCCAAAGAAGUCAACUUCGUUACCUGUACCAGCACCAGCACUAAUGAUGCACAGUCCUCCCGGCAAUAAAAUGUUAAGUUUUCCACCACCCUCUGGUGGUCAUAUGUCCACGAGCAAUAUAAGUCUAUCACCGGAAUCGUUUCACGAUCAGGAUUCACCUCUAUCGCCAACACACACUCUCAAAUAUCCACGAGAGACACAGCGUCGUGCGGGUCAUAUUCAUGCCGAGCAAAAAAGAAGGUACAACAUCAAGAAUGGAUUCGAUAUGUUGCAUUCCUUGAUACCACAACUUCAACAGAAUCCUAAUGCAAAGCUAAGUAAGGCAGCCAUGUUACAAAAAGGUGCUGACUACAUUAAACAAUUACGUUCAGAACGAAAUAUACUCAAGGAGAAAAUGGAAUUGCUUCGCAAGGAACGAGAUAACUUAAACAGUUCAUUAUCACAUCUGCACUCCAUUUUACCUGCCAAUGGAGCACCAGUUACCCGCCAGCGAACUGAACAUGUUCGACAAUUGUACGAGCAUUAUGUCAAAUGUCGUACUAUGCAGAAUUGGAAGUUUUGGAUUCUUGGUCUAAUCUUAGAGCCAUUGUUAGCAUCUUAUACAACAUCUGUGUCAAGUGCUAGUGCCGAUGAACUCCAAAGGACAGUUUUCCUAUGGGUGGAUCAGCACUGUUCGCUAGUUGAUUUACGUCCAGCUGUUUCAAAUAAACUACGUUACUUAUCCACAACGACUGACAUUUUAUCUGAUCCGCCAUCAACACUACAAGAAGAGGUGUCGAAGGCUAUCAACAACACUCCAGGCCAACACCCUAACCUAACAGGCUCAUAGUCUAAACAAAAACAACAACAUUGCAACAAAAUCGGGAAUUUGUCAAAAAAUUAAACUUAUUAACAAAAAUGAAGGAAACAAAAUAAAAAUCAAAGUACAAUUAUUUAAACAUAAAUACACCUAUACCUAUAAACAAAAACAAAAAAAUAUAAUCUAUUGUUAAAGAAUCAAAUCAUAUAUAGUUUUAUAAAGAUUCUAGUUUUUUAUUUUGUCGUGUGCCUAAUUGAAAAUCAGAGAAAAGAAAUUUAUAUCUAUAUACAAAAUAAUAACUGUUUAUGAAUAACAAAAACCGAUUUUAUUAGCUAAGUAUAUUGAUUUGUUAGCUGUACAAAAUAUUUUUGUUUUAAAUGAUUGAUUUAAUUGUUUUAACUUUAUAUAUAUAUAUUUUUUUUUUGUUGAAUAGCGCAAUUUUACACUUUUUUAUUUGUUUUGCAAGAAUUUUAUGUUUAAUCCUUAACUUAAAAAGAAAACAGCAAGUUUUAUAAAAUAUGUGCCUUAUAAAUUUUCUUUUUUUUUUAAAUUGUUAAAUGUUUUUUUUUUUUUUAAUAUACUGCCGUUAUAUGAGAGUGCGGUAUUAGUGAACAAGAUUUAAUUUUGUGUUUGUUAAAAAAAAAACAAAGUCGAUAAAGCAGCGUUAUGUCGUUUAGCUGUGUUUUUUUUUUUAAUUUUUAUUUUAUUUUGAUAAAUAAAACCCCAAUAUGUAAUUUAAUAUGA